Molecule: messenger RNA, 1023 nt
Organism: Callorhinchus milii (elephant shark)
Lineage: Eukaryota; Metazoa; Chordata; Chondrichthyes; Chimaeriformes; Callorhinchidae
Product: protein FAM71F2-like
Exons: 5
Coding region: 1-1023 (340 amino acids)
Cellular component (GO): nucleus
Source: RefSeq, a predicted model, not a curated record
AUGGAUGAACCCAAAGGCUUCACUCCUGAUGUACCAUCUCAGGAUCCCAAUCCCACCCAGCUCGGGGUGGAGGGCGGUUCUCUACACAAACUCCUGCGGUCCAAGGAAUAUGAUCUCUUCUCCCAUUCUGCUGUCUUUGAAAGCGAUUUCAUCCAGGUGACCAGACGGGGGAAUCUAGUGGACAUCCACAAUGUGCCGACUCCCCUGACACUGGGUAUAACAGCCUCUGUGCCCUUCCUCCCCCUCCCGAACAUUCUCAUCGUCGCCACCAAAGACCCCGAGUCUGAGGAGACGGCUGAUGAAGCUCCCAGCAUGAAGAUCACCAGGAUGCUGCCAAUGAAGCUGGUCAGGCUGAGUGUCCACAAGAAGAGCAGCCGGUGUUUGAAGUUGGGUUUGGCCAACAGGAGCACAUUCUACCUCCAGUUGCAGGACAAGCACCCCAACCAUGUGUUCCGCCUGUGGGAGGAGCUCAUCAACAUCAUCUACUCUGGUCUCUCCAUCACCUUCAAAGACACGGACAUCAACCUGCCCAAAACCUCCAUGUGUGACUCAGUGAGCUCCUCAUCCUCGGGGGUCAGCUCUGAAAAAGGAACUCACGAGGGGCCAGAGCUGAGGAGCUCCUACCUGAGCAGCGAGCAGGCCAGAGCCAAGCAGCAGCCCAAUGGGUCAUCCAAAGAAGAUGAGGAGUCUCUGGACAAAGGGUCUCGGGCCUUGGGGCAGGUCCUCGGGAAGAGCGGAGUUUCCACUGAAGUCCCACCAGGGACAUCCAGGGCUUUACAUCCAUCUCUAGUCAAGGGCAGCGUCCAUAUCUUCAAGAAAGAGUGGGUUCCAGACAGCACCGAUCUCCAAAAGGCACGAACCAGACCUGAGCGACUGUUAAAUGUGAAGGAAGAAAAUAGUCCAGUCAAAGCCUAUGAGUCAAGAGACCCAGAGAGAACCUACUUCGGUCUAUGGGAGCGCGAUAGACCCACACUCAUGCCUCUCUCCAGGCUCAGUAGCCUCGUGGCUGUGGGACUCCGAUGA